This is a messenger RNA of Fomitiporia mediterranea MF3/22, 1793 nucleotides long. RefSeq lists its product as uncharacterized. Gene Ontology annotation, biological process: transcription initiation at RNA polymerase II promoter; transcription open complex formation at RNA polymerase II promoter. Bases 98 to 1666 code for a protein of 522 amino acids. The record is from RefSeq and is a predicted model, not a curated record. The transcript has 6 exons. Gene Ontology annotation, cellular component: transcription factor TFIIE complex. Lineage: Eukaryota; Fungi; Basidiomycota; Agaricomycetes; Hymenochaetales; Hymenochaetaceae.
UCACCCAUCGACAACGGCCACCGCGAGUACAGCCGUAGGGCUCGGCCAAAGUGCAAUUUGAUGAGUUAGACUGCUCACAACUUGCCUUCCCGCAGGAAUGGCAACAAAAGAGGACCAAGAGAACCUUCGACUGUUGGUACAAUACGUUUCUCGCGCCUUCUACGAGCCCAAGUUCGUCAUUAUUAUGGACCAGCUCGCACGGCAUCCUGUCCUGAAGGACGAUGAUUUGGCCGGGCGGAUAGGAUUACAAGCGAAGGAGUUAAACAAGCUCAUGGCGGUGUUGUUGAAUGACCGAUUGGUACAAGUGCAUCGACAAAAUGAGCUGAAAGAUGGCGCCCAAAGGUCCAUAGGAAAGCAAUAUUAUUUUAUAGACUAUCGACAUUUUUGCAAUGUCGUCAAGUGGCGCGUCGCUGAAAUGCGGCGUUUGAUUGACUCAACACUGCGGAAUGAACUCGACAACAAGGGUUAUAUCUGUCCAAAUUGUAAAGCAACUUUCCAACCACUUGAAGUGGAUCGACUGAUGGAUUUCCAACGAGGGGCUUUUCUAUGCGAUCAAUGUCCUACGUCACCCGGUGGACCUCACGAGGUUGUAUUAAAUGAAGAUGAAGAAUCCGUGCGAGGGAGUAAAGACCGUAUGGAACGUUUCAAUUGGCAAACGAAAUUCAUUCGCGAGGGGCUCCGAAAGAGCGAAGCCAUGACACUUCCAGCGUUUGACGUUGCGGUGUGGGUUAAGAACAACGUGCACGAUGCGGAGAAGCAGAAGCAAGCGCAGAAUGGUGGACUGAAGAUUGCUGGAGCAGAUGGGAAACACCAGGAUGCGGGAAUUAGUGUGAUGAUGUCGAUCGAUAAAGACGAGGCGACGCGUAGGCGAGAACGUGAAGCAGAGGCGGAGGCGAAAAGACAGCAAAACAUUAUGCCGUCGUGGCACUUGAAAAGUACGAUUUCAAACGACCUUACGGCGUUGGGCGUUGCUGCAGUCAAUCAACAGACUAACGGAAAGCUAACUGGGAACGAGGCGAUUUUGUCUAGUCUGGGGAAGGGUCCAACUUCUAACGGGGAUGCGUUACGUGGGUUGGGCUUGGUGAAGCCUAAAAUGGAGCAAGUCGAAUUGAGCCCAAUUGUAGAAGAAACGAAACCAACUAUUGACCACAAUGCGGACUUCUAUGAGCAGUACUACGCAUCUCUCGAAGCUGCGUCCCAAGCUCAAUCUGCAUCACAGACACCAGUCAUGCCCUCGCUUUCAGGCGACUUUGAAGAAGAGGAGCGAAAACCGAACGUCGCUCAACUGGACAUGAUGAAUGCAGCAGCUGUACCAAAUGCAGCGAGAAAACGUUCUCUGUCUAUUGAUGAAGACAGUGAUCGUGGUAACAAGGCUUUGCGUGAUAACAUGGGUACACCAGUGUUUUCCCGGUCGGCAAGUGGGUGGUCUAGCGCUGUGAACAGCCCCGUGCCAUUCUCCCCGAACUCGGAACCCGGUCCUCCGCAAACGGAUUUGGACACUAGUACCGAGAGUAUGGACUUUGGCAGUCAACCUGCAAUCGACGAACCUGCCGUUAUGGUUGGAGGCCAACUGAUGCCGUUCUCUUUAGUGACGCAGGAGAUCGCGGACGAGAAGAUGAGUCCGGAGGAGUAUACGGCGUGGUAUGAGCUUCUUAUGGCACAAUAACAGUGCUUGUUUGCCUGGCUUUUUUUGUCAUUUAGAUUUUUUUGUUGUUAAAAGAUUAAUAUUUUUGAGUUGUUAUCUCUUGGUAUUUUGUCAAGUACAGCAUGUGUAUUUAUUUUAUCAAUGCAGC